This is a messenger RNA of Mucor velutinosus, 1566 nucleotides long. RefSeq names its product GTP-binding protein rbg1 (gene RBG1). Gene Ontology annotation, biological process: phosphorylation; glycerol-3-phosphate biosynthetic process; glycerol metabolic process. Bases 1 to 1566 code for a protein of 521 amino acids. The transcript has 2 exons. Gene Ontology annotation, cellular component: mitochondrion. Gene Ontology annotation, molecular function: glycerol kinase activity. The record is from RefSeq and is a predicted model, not a curated record. NCBI's taxonomy places the organism in Eukaryota, Fungi, Mucoromycota, Mucoromycetes, Mucorales, Mucoraceae.
AUGAUUUCAAACGAAAAGAAGCAGUUUAUAGGCGCUGUCGACCAGGGCACCACAUCGUCGAGAUUUCUGAUAUUUGAUGAAGAAGGCAGACUGAUUACCUUUCAUCAAGUCGAGUUGCCGCAAUCUCAACCACAUGCUGGCUGGCUCGAACAUGACCCGAUGGAUAUUCUCGAUACAGUCGUUACCUGUAUUUACGAAACAAUCAAACGAUUCGAGUUGAUGGGAUACAACGUAAAGGACAUCAAAGCCAUUGGUGUCACUAAUCAACGAGAAUCUGCCGUGUGCUGGGACAAAUCCACUGGAGAGCCUUUGCGAAACACCAUUGUCUGGAGCGAUGUGAGAACCGACGACAUUGUACAUCAAUUGAAGAAACGGGACAAUGCGCACAUUGUUCAAGAAUUAUCAGGCCUGGAUAUUACGUCGUACUUUACAGCUGUCAAAUUUCGAUGGAUGUUGGAACACGACCAGAAUGUGAAAAAAGCAGUAAAGGAAGGCACUGCCUGCUUUGGUACUGUGGACAGUUGGCUUAUCUAUAAAUUGAGUGGUGGAGAGGCGCAUGUUACUGAUGUGACAAAUGCCAGUAGAACGCUGCUGAUGAAUCUCAAGACAUUAGAGUGGGAUCCAGAGUUGUUGGCGUUUUUCGAUAUACCAAAGGAGUUGCUGCCCAAGUUGUGCUCCUCCUCUGAAAUUUAUGGUAAGGUGGGGUUGAAGGAUUCACCUUUGGAAGGUGUACCUAUCGCUGGGUGUCUCGGUGAUCAGCAAGCGGCUUUACUGGGCCAGAAAUGCUUCAGCAAAGGUGAAGCCAAAUGCACGUUUGGCACCGGUGCGUUCAUGCUUUUUAAUACGGGCGAAGAGGCUGUGAAAUCAAAGCAGGGAUUGAUCACCACCAUCGCAUUUCAACUGGGAAAAAAUGUUAAGGCAACGUACGCUCUGGAGGGAUCCAUGGCUGUGGCUGGCUCGUCGCUUCGUUGGUUACGAGAUAACUUGAGGCUGAUCAACUCUAUGGAGGAAGUGAGCGAACUAGCAGAGCAUGUUCCUGAUACGGGUGGUGUCUAUUUCGUCACUGCAUUCUCAGGUCUCUUUGCGCCUUACUGGAGAGACGAUGCUCGAGGCACCAUGAUUGGCCUUACCAGUUAUACAAACAAGUAUCACCUGGCUCGCGCAACGCUAGAAUCCAUGUCCUUUCAAUCACGAGCCAUUUUGGAAGCCAUGAACCAAGACGCUGGUGUUCCACUCAAGGUGCUCAAAGUAGACGGUGGUGUAUCCAACUCCAACAUUGCUAUGCAGAUUCAAGCAGAUAUUUUGGGCAUCAAGGUGGAUCGACCUUCCAUGCGCGAAACGACGGCAUUUGGCACGGCUAUUGCAGCAGGAUUAGCGGUUGGUGUGUGGAACAGCAUUCAUGAUUUAGAUCAAGUGAAUAGCGAAGGUGUGACAACAUUUAUACCUCAUUUGACAUUGGAGGAAAGAGAAGAAAAGCACAAAAUUUGGAGAAAAGCGAUUGAGAGUUCUCUCCAUUGGACAGACGAUGUGGAGGUGUUGAGCAGCAGCAGCGACGAAGAAGAAUAA